Nerophis lumbriciformis (worm pipefish) is the source of this 852-nucleotide messenger RNA. Lineage: Eukaryota; Metazoa; Chordata; Actinopteri; Syngnathiformes; Syngnathidae. The record is from RefSeq and is a predicted model, not a curated record.
AUGGGCGUUGGUCUUUUGGCUACGGGCUGUGGGAAAAAAGAAAAGAGCUCAGGCACGAAGUUAGUCGUCUCAGAAGAAAAGAGCUCAGACACGAAGUUAGUCGUCUCGGCAAUACCAGAUGAAAAUACCACUGAGCAAGCAGCUCGUUUUAAGGCUUUGAGCGAGUAUUUGAAUGAGAAGCUGGACAUCGAGGUAGAAUUCACUACUGCUGCAGAUUAUCCUGCGACCGUGCAGAGAUUUGCCAAUGGUGAGAUUCACAUGGCAUGGUUCGGCGGAGUGACUGGAGUGCAGGCACGUGAAAAGGUGGAAGGUGCUCGUGCGAUUGCACAGGGCGACGUGGAUCCUGAUUAUGUGAGCUACUUCAUCGCGCAUAAAGAUACGGGCCUGACGAAGUCCGAUGAGUUUCCGACUGCCAUUAAAGACAUGACUUUCACAUUUGGAAGUAAGAGUUCGACCUCUGGGCGUGUCAUGCCGACCUAUUUCAUUGAGAAUAUCACACUGUCCAAAGGUAGCCAUGAGGCGACCGCAAAUGCAGUCGCUAGUGGUUCCGUGCAAGUGGGUGUUUUGAGCUACAAGAAGUAUGACUCGAUGGUGAAGAAGGGCGAUAUUAAAGCGGAAGACGCGCCCAUCAUCUGGGUCACCCCGAAGUAUGCAGACUACAAUCUGACCGUGCACCCUGAUUUGGAGAAAAUGUUUGGUGAAGGUUUCAUCGACAAGCUUCAAAAGGCAUUGGUCGAUUGUGAUGACCCGAAGGUGCUUGCGGCGUUCAAUCGUGACAAGCUGAUUCCAGCGAAGAACGAAGAUUUUGCGGGCAUCAAGAAAGUGGCAGAGGCAGCUGGAAUGCUGCGCUAA